Molecule: messenger RNA, 285 nt
Organism: Haemonchus placei
Lineage: Eukaryota; Metazoa; Nematoda; Chromadorea; Rhabditida; Trichostrongylidae
Source: the annotation of a GenBank genome assembly
AUGAUCAUUGGUAAUCAUGAAAAAGGACAGAAGAUUGGAGAAUUCGACAACACGUUCUCUUUGGCGGAAGUGAAUAUGUGUUCGGCAACGCGUCUUAUUCACGUGCCUGUUCGCUUUUUCAUGCUGAAGACUGUGGGCAUAAUUGGAAGUGACAAAUAUCAGCGUCUAGAGUAUAUAUUUCUCUACGUUAUGAUGAAUCACUUUCUGCGAAGGAACGAACCUACCGAUGAAUACGGUAAGAAAUGUGACGUAUUGAUUUGGAAAACAAGUCACCUUGUCCUUUGA